UCAACUUAGAGGACUGACUCUACUGUGAACAGACUAUUUAAUCAACUUAGAGGACUGACUCUACUGUGAACAGACUAUUUAAUCAACGUAGAGGACUGACUCUACUGUGAACAGACUAUUUAAUCAACAUAGAGGACUGACAAACAUAACCAUACUAUAAGUCCAAAGUAACUUGCUGUUAAAGACCUCUGAGCUUGUUUUUGGUUUGUUACGAUUGACCUCCAUUCUGUUUUUUCUAGUGACACAGAUCCCAAUGUAAUGAUCAGUCACUGGCGGACGUGCACCAAGAUCUUCCUGGUACUGGUGUCACUGAGGGUCAUAUACUAUACCGUUCUGGAAUAUCCCAACAACCCAAACCACCCCUACCAUCGUCCCCCUUCCAGGAGGACUCCAGACCCUUCAAGAGAAGAGGACUUGUCCUCCAAGAGCAUCAAUCCAACUACUAAUGAUGAAUCAACAUAUUAUAUGGAAUCUGAAACACCAGACAACAAGGACACCCCUACAAUAUAUGUUGACGUUGAACCACAAGCUGAAUCAGAAGUUUACCUGGACACAAUAUCCAUUCAGGACUGGCCAUCAAUAACACUGGCCACUGGACUGGCCACUCCUCCUCCGUAUGUGUCCCCAGGACCGUACCAUGUAGAAUACCCAUCAGAGUACAUCUUCAUCCUGGAUGAGCCACAGAAAUGCCGGGUGCAGAACCCCUUCCUGGUUCUGAUGGUGCCAGUGGCGCCCUAUAACAGGGAGGCUCGUGAGGCCGUCCGCAGUACUUGGGGCAGUGAGAACCUAGUUUUCGGCAACAAGGUCUGUCUGUUCUUCCUGCUGGGACUGCCCAGUGGAGAGGAGACAGAGCAGCUCCAGGAGAAGGUGCUGCAGGAGAGCAAAGAGCACCAGGAUCUGCUGCAGAGUGACUUCAUAGACAGCUACAAAAACCUGACCAUCAAGACCAUGGUGAUAAUGGAGUGGCUGAGCUCUCGCUGCCCCUACGCCUCCUACGCCAUGAAGAUCGACUCAGACAUGUUCCUCAAUGUACACAACCUGGUUUACAUGCUGAUUCUACAUUCUCCAAAGGAGAACUACAUGUCUGGACAAGUGGCAAUUGGUGCAGCAGUCCUUCAUGACCCAAGCUCCAAAUGGUACCUUCCAAAGGAGGUGUUUCCUGAACCGGUAUAUCCACCUUAUGCUCUGGGCCUGGGCUAUGUCUUCACCUUAGACCUCCCCAGGAAGCUGGUGGAGGCGUCCAGGCAUGUUAAAGCCAUCUACAUAGAGGAUGUGUAUCUGGGACUGUGUAUGAGACACCUGGGCAUCUGGCCUACUGACCCCCCGAGUGGAAACCUCUUCCAGGGGUAUGCAGGAGCCCAGGACCGCUGUCACUACAUGGCUGUUAUCACGACCAUCCUCGACACUCCUCAAGAGCUUCUGGUCGUAUGGAGAAACUUACACCAACCUGGGCCUGUCUGUUAUUGAAAACAACACUCUGGGAAAGACAAAUAGCCUUGAGGUUAGAGCGUUGGGCCAAUAACCAAAAAGGUUGAUGGUUCCAAUCCCGGAGCUGACAAAAUGACAAAUCUGUCACUGUGCCCUUGAGCAAGCACCUAACCCCAGUGCUCCAUGGGUGCUGGAAAAUGGUGUCCCUGACCAUGACCGCGCUCCCUGUGGGUGUCUCAAACAACACAACCAAGACAACAGUCACAGCUCAAACAAUACAACCAUCACAACAGUCACAGCUCAAACAAUACAACCAAGACAACAGUCACAGCUCAAACAAUACAACCAAGACAACAGUCACAGCUCAAACAAUAC
Salmo salar (Atlantic salmon) is the source of this 1803-nucleotide messenger RNA. Its product is annotated as beta-1,3-galactosyltransferase 1-like. Gene Ontology annotation, molecular function: N-acetyl-beta-D-glucosaminide beta-(1,3)-galactosyltransferase activity. The record is from RefSeq and is a predicted model, not a curated record. Gene Ontology annotation, cellular component: Golgi membrane. Gene Ontology annotation, biological process: protein O-linked glycosylation. NCBI's taxonomy places the organism in Eukaryota, Metazoa, Chordata, Actinopteri, Salmoniformes, Salmonidae.